UGGCGACACAGGCCUGGAAUGAAGGCCUUAUUCGGUGAAGGCGUCUUCUGAAACAAACAACAGCAACCACAGAGCACAACACCGGUGCCACCGCGAAGGCUUGCUGCUUGUUGGAUGGCGGCCACAGACAACUCACCCGCUCUGGUCCGUCACGACAAGAACUCUGGAGCGAGCGGGUUAAUCAAAGAUGGUGAUCUGCAUUGAUGUCGUGCUAUAUCCAGCGGCAACAGCGCUUUUCGUGGAGGUGCAGUAGCGAGCAGAGUGGAAGAAACCUUGAAAACUCGUAAGAAACAUGGCAGAAACGUUCACCGCCUCGGGAGAUGAAGGGUAGAUCCGAUCGAUAAGAUGGGUUGUCUUUCGGCUAUUUUUGUACGGUCCGAUGACAGUCGCGACUGCCACAAUAUUCAUGGACGCAAGUACUUGGGAAAUACAGAUCGAAAUCUAGUGGGAACACAAGCUCGCACUGUCAAUGUUUUAUCAACUACAUUGAUGCUCUUCCUUAGAUGCUCUCACGCAUACACUACCAAAAUUUACACGCCGAAGUGCGACAGAAGGACCUAUGCCAUGUACGACAGAAUUGUCGUCGUUGGCCUUUAUCCGCAAGACACGACUUCUCGAGACGAAUGGACUUUUGCAACGUUCAUGAAUAGCUUCAACUUUGACACAUACAAGUGGGGUGGUAUGGACAGUUCUCCUUUAUCCCACUCCGCACCCCUCACGGCUAAUACCUGGAAUGGCCAAGACUGGCAACAACUGACGAGACUGGGUGCUGGAAUAUUGGCGAUUCACGCGGUUUAAGCAUCCAUGGAAUCUAGAGCGAGCUGAAUCG
Messenger RNA from Aureobasidium pullulans EXF-150, 829 nucleotides. RefSeq lists its product as uncharacterized. The coding region runs from base 346 to 798 and encodes 150 amino acids. NCBI's taxonomy places the organism in Eukaryota, Fungi, Ascomycota, Dothideomycetes, Dothideales, Saccotheciaceae. The transcript has a single exon. The record is from RefSeq and is a predicted model, not a curated record.